ACGACACCGUUUCUAGUUACUCGAACAUCCUCUCCUCUAAAAUCACGCAAAGAGAUGAUCCAGAGAAAGGUAGAAGAAUCCAGAACAUGAAAAACAGAAAUCCUUCCCUCCAAACGCUUUGUUCUAUAAAUACCCUUCCUUUUUCUCUAGAAAAUCAUCAAUACCAAACGAUAAGCACUUCAAGGAGAUAUCAGGCUUUUCUCUUCCGUGACCUCGUUUGAGCUCUCACGUCGUUUCUGCUAGCGGCCUUGUUCGAGUUUCAAUGGCGGAUGUUCAGAUGGCUGACGCUGAGACCUUUGCCUUUCAGGCUGAGAUCAACCAGCUUCUUAGCUUGAUCAUCAAUACUUUCUACAGCAACAAGGAAAUUUUUCUUCGUGAGCUCAUUAGCAAUGCAUCCGAUGCUCUGGAUAAAAUUCGAUUUGAGAGUUUAACAGACAAGAGUAAACUCGAUGGCCAACCAGAGCUCUUUAUUAGACUCGUGCCUGACAAGGCAAACAAAACUCUGUCCAUCAUCGACAGUGGUAUUGGGAUGACAAAAGCAGAUCUGGUCAACAAUUUGGGUACCAUAGCCAGGUCUGGGACCAAGGAAUUUAUGGAGGCGUUGCAGGCUGGUGCUGAUGUGAGCAUGAUUGGUCAGUUUGGAGUUGGUUUCUAUUCAGCUUACCUUGUUGCCGAGAAGGUCAUUGUGACCACAAAGCACAAUGAUGAUGAACAAUACAUUUGGGAAUCACAAGCCGGCGGUUCCUUCACCGUUACUCGGGAUGUCAACGGCGAGCAACUAGGAAGAGGAACCAAAAUUACCUUGUUCCUUAAAGAGGAUCAGUUGGAAUACUUGGAGGAGAGGAGAAUCAAAGACCUUGUGAAGAAACACUCUGAAUUUAUUAGUUACCCCAUCUACCUCUGGACUGAGAAGACAACUGAGAAAGAAAUCAGUGACGACGAAGAGGAUGAGCCGAAGAAGGAGGAAGAAGGAGAAGUUGAAGAAGUCGAUGAAGAGAAAGAGACCAAAUCGAAGAAGAAGAAGAUUAAGGAGGUUUCCCACGAAUGGCAACUCAUCAACAAACAGAAGCCAAUCUGGCUGCGCAAGCCAGAAGAAAUUACGAAGGAAGAAUAUGCUGCCUUCUAUAAAAGCCUGACCAAUGACUGGGAAGACCACCUGGCUGUCAAGCACUUCUCUGUGGAGGGUCAGCUUGAGUUCAAGGCCAUUCUCUUUGUACCAAGAAGAGCACCUUUUGAUCUCUUCGACACCAGGAAGAAGAUGAACAACAUCAAGCUUUAUGUUAGGAGGGUUUUCAUUAUGGACAACUGCGAGGAGCUCAUCCCUGAAUACCUUGGAUUCGUCAAAGGUGUUGUUGAUUCUGAUGACUUGCCCCUGAACAUCUCUCGUGAGAUGCUGCAACAGAACAAAAUAUUGAAGGUGAUCAGGAAGAAUCUCGUGAAGAAGUGCAUUGAGAUGUUUAAUGAGAUUGCUGAGAACAAGGAGGAUUACAACAAAUUCUAUGAUGCCUUCUCGAAGAACUUGAAGUUGGGCAUCCACGAGGAUAGCCAAAACCGAGCCAAAUUAGCCGAUCUGCUCCGAUACCAUUCCACAAAGAGUGGAGAUGAGAUGACAAGCUUGAAGGACUACGUUACCAGAAUGAAGGAGGGCCAGAAGGACAUUUACUACAUCACUGGAGAGAGCAAGAAGGCUGUAGAGAACUCUCCAUUCUUGGAGAGACUCAAGAAGAGGGGUUAUGAGGUGCUCUUUAUGGUGGAUGCAAUUGAUGAGUACGCUGUGGGGCAGUUGAAAGAAUACGAUGGCAAGAAGUUGGUGUCAGCGACGAAGGAAGGAUUGAAACUGGAUGAUGAAAGUGAGGAAGAGAAAAAGAAGAAAGAAGAGAAGAAGAAGUCUUUUGAGGAACUCUGCAGGACAAUGAAGGACAUUCUGGGAGACCGAGUGGAGAAGGUUGUGGUGUCCGAUAGGAUUGUGGAUUCACCAUGCUGUUUGGUGACAGGUGAAUAUGGCUGGACUGCGAAUAUGGAGAGGAUUAUGAAGGCUCAGGCCUUGAGAGAUACUAGCAUGGGAUCCUACAUGUCUAGCAAGAAGACGAUGGAGAUCAACCCAGACAAUGGGAUUAUGGAAGAGCUGAGGAAAAGAGCAGCAGCGGACAAGAAUGACAAGUCGGUGAAGGACCUCGUGUUGCUUCUAUUCGAGACGGCUCUGCUGACCUCUGGAUUCAGCCUGGAUGAUCCUAACACUUUCGCUGCAAGAAUUCACAGGAUGCUGAAGCUGGGUCUCAGCAUUGAUGAGGAAGAAACUGGUGGGGACGAUGAAGACAUGCCUGCCCUGGAAGAAGAUGGUGGGGAGGAGAGCAAGAUGGAGGAAGUGGACUGAAGGCAGAACGCUUUUAUGUCCACUGUUUAUAAAUUUAGUACUUAUAUCGGGAAAAUAUUAUGGUGCAUGCGGGUUGUUUCUGGCAUGAGUUCUGUUUUGUUUUGUCGUUACUUUCUGUAGUUUGGGUCCUUUCUCUGGUAUUUCUGGGUGGGCUUGUAAUUUGGUUUCGUAAGUGUGUCGUUGCGUCGCGCAUGUACCUUGUCAAUUGGCAUUUUAAUACGUUUAAUAGAAACAAAACCUUUCCGCCUCC
Prosopis cineraria is the source of this 2624-nucleotide messenger RNA. RefSeq names its product heat shock protein 83. The coding region runs from base 263 to 2374 and encodes 703 amino acids. The record is from RefSeq and is a predicted model, not a curated record. Gene Ontology annotation, molecular function: ATP hydrolysis activity; ATP-dependent protein folding chaperone; ATP binding. The transcript has 4 exons. NCBI's taxonomy places the organism in Eukaryota, Viridiplantae, Streptophyta, Magnoliopsida, Fabales, Fabaceae. Gene Ontology annotation, cellular component: protein-containing complex; plasma membrane; cytosol. Gene Ontology annotation, biological process: cellular response to heat; protein stabilization; protein folding.